AAGGAUCCGUCACAUGAGCACUUUCACUUUCCAAAUGUUAUUUGAAGUGGCCUUCCGUGCUGGCGGGAGAUCUAUUUUAUAUUCGAAAAUAACAAUAACAACAUGUUGUAGGCCUACAGCUGAAAACGUUUUGAUUACGUCCAUCGUCCAAACUGGAAUGUAGGCUAUUUUCGUCUCGAUUGCUUUUGCGCGUCUAUCGUCUGAGUGAAUCAAUCCGCCCUGGGCCUGUAUUGAAACGUAAAUAGCCUACAAUCAUACUUUAAUUUAUGAAUCUAUAUGUGCAACCCAAUAUGAACCGGUUCGUUAAUUAUUAAACUGUUAAUAAUAUUCAAUGACCUGGUAAAUAUAGCAUUUUUUUCAACAAAGAAAACUGAUUUGAAGAGGUGAACUGCAGUUGCGAUCGGCGCCAAUGGACCGGUUGGAUUUUCUGACAGAUAAGCAGUUACUGCAGUUUUUCCACUGUAGUAGGACAGAGAUGUCGUGCAUGGAGAAACCACACACCUUUCUUAACCAGCUCCGAGACCACCACCUCAUUCCGGAGAAAAUGCACAAGAAUCUGAUUCGGAUGAAGAGUAAGGAGCUGAGGGAGAAGGGUGUGUACCAGGUGUUGGACUGGGUGGAGGCAGAGAGGCCCGACAGCAUCAAGUUGUUCUGGAACUGUGUGUUCAGGGACCACCUCCUGCAGAAAUACCCCACGUUACGCCUGCUACAAAACCGCCUGCUGAACGGAUCGUUUACAUUCUAUGAGAAACUGCCAGAGAAGGUGGAGAAGGAAGAGGUGGAGGAUAAGAAGAAGAAGGCUUCAGUGGAAGGAGAAGAGGAGGAGGAGGAGGAGGAGGAGAAGAAGACAGGAAGGAGAAAGAGGAAACAGAAAAAGAGAAGUGGGAGUAUGGAGGAGGAGCAGCCCAGCACGUCCACCCAGUCCACCCCCAGUCAGAAGAGGAAAGUCCAGAGGCCCAAAUACUGUUCUACUUUAAGGAAAGGGGUGAAAGCUGACAUCUGGACCUGGCCCAUCUACAAGAUCCAACUCCCAGUCAACUGUGGGGACAAAGAAGGCAUGCUCAAUAGGGUAAAGCUGGCCAAAGGGGAGAGGUGCAUUGUGGUCCAGGGUCGCUGGUUAACCCCAAGUGUCUUUGAGGAGUUUGGGGGGAAGAAGAACAGUAAGAACUGGAAGUACAGUAUCCGCUGUAGAGACACCACUCUGGGAAAACUGAUCCAGGAAGGUCAUUUAACUUCACCAGGCUUUAAAAGAAGAAAGAGUGCACAGGCCAAGAGAACACUGUUACCCUCCAACCAAUCAGCGGGCUCAAUCACAGAAUCUGAGGAGGAUGACAAUGAUGAGGAGGAAGAGGAGGAAGAAGAAGCUGAGCAGGAAGGAGAGAGAGGAAAGCAGGCAAACACUGCUGGAGGAGAGAGCAGUACAGGAGGCAGCCAUGGUGUGGUGAAAAAGUCUGUCUUCAAAGUCACCUGUGGGGCCAUCAAUGGAACGCUACAUAAGGAGCGGUUUGCAUCAGGGUCAUGUGGAAAGAGCAUCCGUACGGAGCUGCGCUGGAUGACCCCGAUGGAGUUUGUGACGGGGGGGUCAGCUCUGGCAGAUGCCUCCUGGAAGAAAGACAUCCAGUGGGAUGGGAAACCACUCAGCAUCCUCAUCGAGAGUAAGAUCUUGGUCAUCCACUCCCUCCUUUGUAAAUGCAAGCUGUGCAGCCCCACGGCCAAAGACCGUCACGAUCAGGACAACGAUGAUGACUGCUUCAUCUGUAGAAGCCAGGGCAGCUUGAUAUGCUGUGAUAAGUGUCCUCGCUCCUUCCAUCAGAGAUGUCAUCUUCCUAAUGUGGAUGACGCUAUGCUGGGGAAUAAUCGUCUGUGGAUGUGUACAUUCUGUGUACUGAGGAACAGUCAGUCGUGGCGUUACCCCAAACAAAUGACCUACCAGGAAGCCUUAACCUGCCGAAUCUCUGACCACCUACUGGAAUGCCAGUACCUCCUGCUCUGUCUAUACUACGCGGACGAGGACCAGAUCUUUGUGGAAGAUCCUUGCAUCCACGUGAGAAACUACACCAGUGUGAUUAAGACCCCUAUAUGGCUGGACAGGGUUGUGGAGAACCUGCAGCAGAAUCUCUACCAGUCAGUGCAACACUUUGUGUCUGACGUGUUGCUUAUCUUCACCAACUGUGCCACAUUUAACAGGGACAAUGCAGAGUUUCGUGGUAUGGGCGAAAGAUUGAAGGAUCUAUUUGAGAGAGAGUUCAAGAGUACAUUCAGCAUCCAACUUCAGCAUCCAACUGCAUCCAACAGCCAGUAGAGCCUUCAUCAAGUCUGUACUGUUAUCUCACUAUGAGACAACAGGGAUUAUUCACCAUGCCCUGGUCUUUGUAUACGGCCUUCAUACAGACUUGUACACCAAGUUGUACAGAUCUUAUUUUCCAUGCAUGUACAUUAUUAUCCAUCUAGUCCUUUCAUGAAUUUCUUUCAUUCUUUCUACCAGUCAAAAAUGGGUGUGUGAUAAUAAUUGAAAUAGAAUGAUGGUGAAAACAUUGCAUUUCAUACAGUAAAUGUCGCUUUCCUAACUUCUCAUGCAAGAGCCAUAGAAGUCCUUACCUUCCAGGCUUCUUACUUCUGGUCAGGCCUUACUAGAUUUAUGUCCAGGGAUUCUGUCGAAAAUAAACUAAAGAUUUUCAAAAAAAUUGUACAACAUACUGUAGGUCUACUUGUUUGACUGUGUGUAGCCUACCAAAAUGGGGUUAUUUUGGAAGGAGAAUAUCAUCAGACAGAGUAGCAGCACUCUCUUUAGGGCAGUUUGGACAGCGUCUGCGUUGCGUCUCUGCCCUCGUGCAGGGCCCGGGAACGCUGGUAACGUCACCACAAUUGCCAGCAGCGAAUCCCUGCCCAGAGCUGCGCAUCAGUGUUGCGCAGACAUGCUUGGUAAAGAACGCAGCCUUUUCUCUUCAGCUUGUUGUAAAGCCACAGGUCCAAGAAUGUAAAUACUGCAAUAGUUGCUGAUGUUGGGUUUGUAGGCAAGUUUCUUUAUAUCUACUUGAAAGACGAAAACUUUUUCCUUCUCAUAAACAUUGAGAAAGCCACAUAGGCAGCCUAUUUAUCGAUCGAUUCCAUAGCCAAGAAAGUGUGCUUGGUAGACACGGUAAUGUAAUUUAAUAUCACUGUAAAAAGAGAAGACUCCGAAGACGACGAUUCAUCUUCACUGCAUUUGGAUAAAAGAGGCUCAGAGUCUGCAGUUCUUCAUAAUAUUUAUCCGGGAGAAGGCAGUCCAAUAGAAGACAAUGCAGAGUAUUCAACACAGCAUGGGCGGCUGGCAACUAAAAGGACCACCAAACCCACUGUACUUUAAGUUAUUGUUGGAACUGUAUAAUCAGACAGAGAUAGCAUAUUUCAGUCUUGUCUCACAGGAACUUUUUGUUUAGAAACACUAGUAGAUAAUAGCAGAAUAUACCGCACAACCAGAGCUGAUUAGCCUAGUGAAGGUGCUGGAGGCAAAACUGGAGUAACAGGAAAAUGUCUCUGCACACAUUAGAAAUACUAGAACAGUAUUUAAUGAAAGAUCAGAAUUGUAUUGAAAUUAUGAGCUAAAGCAAAAUAAAAUGCGUGCACAUCUUCCGGGCAUAACAGACAGUGUUGGCUUAAAAUCAUGGGAUUAUUGAAACUAUAUUUUCGUCUGCACCAAUGGCGACCCGUCAUUCAGGGCAGGUGGGGCAUAGCCCACCCGUUUAGCUAAAAACCUGUUUUGUAUG
Molecule: messenger RNA, 3746 nt
Organism: Coregonus clupeaformis (lake whitefish)
Lineage: Eukaryota; Metazoa; Chordata; Actinopteri; Salmoniformes; Salmonidae
Product: nuclear body protein SP140-like protein
Exons: 15
Coding region: 410-2302 (630 amino acids)
Biological process (GO): regulation of transcription by RNA polymerase II
Cellular component (GO): nucleus
Molecular function (GO): protein binding; DNA-binding transcription factor activity, RNA polymerase II-specific; DNA binding
Source: RefSeq, a predicted model, not a curated record